AUGAAGAGUCAUCGCUCCCUGAGGAUUGUCAUUAAGCUCGGGACUAGCUCUAUCGUGGAUGAGAAGACAUAUGAGCCAAUUUUGUCCAUCCUGACCCUGAUCGUCGAGACAGCCGUAAAGUUACGGAAAGAUGGCCAUAAGGUCAUCAUUGUCUCGUCCGGCGCCAUCGGCGUUGGUCUCCAGAGGAUGGAUGCUGAAAAGAGGCCGAAGCAUGUGUCAAAACUCCAGGCAUUGGCGGCAAUAGGGCAGUGUCGCCUGAUCAGUUUAUGGGAUAGCCUGUUCAACCACCUCCGGCAGCCGAUCGCGCAGAUUCUGCUCACGAGGAAUGACAUUGCAGACCGGACGAUGUAUCUCAAUGCCCAGAACACGUUCAACGAGCUCCUGGACAUGGGCGUGAUCCCGAUCGUCAACGAGAACGAUACGCUGGCCGUAUCAGAGAUCAAGUUCGGCGACAACGACACACUGUCCGCCAUCACGGCCGCCAUGGUCCACGCCGACCUACUCUUCCUCAUGACAGAUGUUGACUGCCUAUACGACAAGAACCCACGGAUUCACCCUGAUGCCCGGCCAAUCGAGAUCGUCGAAGACAUUGGGGCCCUCGUUGCUGAUGUCUCGACCGCCGGCUCAUCCCUCGGCACCGGCGGCAUGUCCACCAAGAUCGUAGCCGCGCGCCUGGCCACAUCGGCAGGGGUAACGACCGUGAUCACACGGUCCUCCAACCCAGGCAACAUCCUCAAGAUCGUCCAGCACGUGCAGGCGAGCAGGUCUCCGGCGUCGCUGGUGACGCAGAAGAACUCGAACGACGACGACCACAGCAACGUCAACAACAACAACAGCAACAACCACCGCCACACCGGGGACGAACCCCCAUCCCUAUCCGCUUCCACGACCUCGCUGCGCCUCCUCGACCUCGAGAGCAGGGGCGGCGGCGGCGGCCCGGCCCCGCUGCACACGCGGUUCCUCCCGUCGCCGCACCCGAUCCGCGACCGCUCCUUCUGGAUCCUGCACGGGCUCAAGCCGCACGGGACCGUCUACAUCGACGGCGGCGCCCACAAGGCCCUGGUCGGCAAGGCGGGCCUGCUGCCCGUCGGCGUCGUCGACGUCGAGGGCUCGUUUGCGCAGCAGGAGGCCGUCCGCAUCUGCGUGGUUAGCCGGAGGGGGAGGAGGAGGAGGAGGAGAAGGGGGACGGGGCCCACCACCACCACUACUGGCGAGGUGGUGGUCGCCGAGGCCGCCGGAGGGGGCGAGGACGACGACAAUAACAAUGACGGCAGCAGCAGCAGCAACAGCGGUAGGCUAUGGGACGGCCCCGCCGUCGAGGUGGGCCGCGCGCUCGUCAACUACUCGUCCAACGAGAUCGCGCGCAUCAAGGGCCACCAGAGCACCGAGAUCGGGGCGCUGCUGGGCUACGCCGACAGCGAGUACGUCGCGCAGCGGGAGCACGUGUGCUUCUUCAGGCUGGAGAGCAGGCCCGCCACCCCCGUCCGCGAGGUCAUGGACGGCCACGGCAUCGGCGAGUACGAGUCCGGCGCUGGGGCUGCUUUGCUGUGA
Messenger RNA from Phialemonium atrogriseum, 1551 nucleotides. Its product is annotated as Aspartate/glutamate/uridylate kinase. The coding region runs from base 1 to 1551 and encodes 516 amino acids. Gene Ontology annotation, molecular function: glutamate 5-kinase activity; ATP binding; RNA binding. NCBI's taxonomy places the organism in Eukaryota, Fungi, Ascomycota, Sordariomycetes, Cephalothecales, Cephalothecaceae. Gene Ontology annotation, cellular component: cytoplasm; cytosol. The transcript has 5 exons. The record is from RefSeq and is a predicted model, not a curated record.